AUGUCUAGCUGGGACACCCAAUAUACGAUUCUACCCAUUGUCGUUGCGCUGGGGGUAACCUUGGGACUGUCUUCCUACUUCCGAAAGUGCGCUCAGCGUCCUGACACCAUACCGACCAUCCCAACAUGGUUCCCGUGGCUAGGCAUAGACAACGCCCUGCGCUUUAACAAAAACCCUACCCUCUUCAUGGAAGAGAUGCGUGAACGCCACGGGCCAUUGUAUAAAUUCACCCUAUUUGGGACGAACAUGGUCGUCUUGAUGCAUCCGUACACCCUACGCCAACUGGAACGACAAUCGAAGGAGCUGUCCCACCAUCUUCCCACUGUCAUGGCCGCCCAGGCGGCCUCAGGCCUUGCUGAGGUCGAUCGCAUUGUCGACGUCAUGUUCAACGAACUCACUCCAAUCACGGUCAAAGGCUUUUCCCUCCAGGGGAUGAAGACUUCGGGUCUCAGAGAGCAAUUCCACAAAGCUCUUGAGAACGAACUGAACGCCAUCACCGAGCCUCGGACCAUGUUGCUUUCCGACUUUGUUCGGCGCACCCUCUAUCGUGCAAGCUGCAUGGUCAUGUUUGGUCCAACGUUCCCUAUCGACACCUAUGACCGCUUCAAAGAAACCAUUCCGCAGCUCUCGUACCUCUCAUCGCGUUGGUCUCGCCUACCCUGGUCAAAAGCGGGUAGAAACCGCCUGGUGAUCCUCAACUCCAUUAUUGACUACAUCCGCCCAUGGUGGGACUCAGAUGGAGAGGAAAACAAGGAGCAGAUCGGCGAAAUCAUGCUCGCAGGACUCGUCGCAAUGAAAGGGUCAGGGCUAUCCAUAUACGAGGCCGCUUCCGGGAUCAUGACUUUCCUAUGGGGAGGGAAUGCCAACAUUUGGUUCCAUCUCUACUGGAUGCUCGCGCAGAUCCUGCUUGAUGGCGAGGUGUAUGACGAAGUAGUGCGGGAGGUGAGGUGCAGUUCAGGUGUGACGGAGAUGCCCCUUCUGGACUCUGUGAUGUGGGAGGCCCUGAGAUGGCCAUACACCCUGCAGCAGCUUCGUCAUGCCAACACAGACCUGAACGUGAACUUGGACGGAACUCGCUAUUUCAUUCCCAAAGAUUCCUGGGUGAUCCCCAAAGUGCUCAACCACGACUCGAGAGUGUACGAGCAGCCAUUCGAAUUCAAACCUCGACGUUUCCUCGACAAUCCCUCACUGCCAAAGCCCAAGAGCUUCGGAGAUGGGUCGCAUAUGUGUAAGGGGAUGAACUUCGCCUUAUAUCAGAUGCCCGACUUUGUCGCCACAUCGCUUCGACGGUUUGAUAUCAAGCUGGUGAAGCGAAGCGGGAAAGAGAGGAAGAUCCAACAGAGCGAAAGCAACUCUUUCCUACCAGACAUCAGCAAAUUUGAAGAGUUCACAAUCGAGGUGAUUCCAAGGUCACAUCCCAAUCAACCUACACCCUGA
Molecule: messenger RNA, 1437 nt
Organism: Coprinopsis cinerea okayama7#130
Lineage: Eukaryota; Fungi; Basidiomycota; Agaricomycetes; Agaricales; Psathyrellaceae
Exons: 3
Coding region: 1-1437 (478 amino acids)
Biological process (GO): cholesterol homeostasis; bile acid biosynthetic process
Molecular function (GO): steroid hydroxylase activity; iron ion binding; heme binding
Source: RefSeq, a predicted model, not a curated record